Molecule: messenger RNA, 1886 nt
Organism: Electrophorus electricus (electric eel)
Lineage: Eukaryota; Metazoa; Chordata; Actinopteri; Gymnotiformes; Gymnotidae
Gene: nat8
Product: N-acetyltransferase 8
Molecular function (GO): N-acetyltransferase activity
Source: RefSeq, a predicted model, not a curated record
UUUGACGGUUAAUUGGGCGCAUUACUGACCUGCUACAGCAGGUACGAAUCAUUUAAAACAAGAAGCUACUAACUAACGAAGCGAAGGAUUUGAUCAUCAGGAAAGUUUAAAGGCCAUGGCUGAAGUGCAGAUUCGUCGCUAUGAGGAUGACGAUGAGGAGGAUGUAAAGGAUGUCUUCACUCUUGGUAUGAGUGAGCAUGUGCCAUCCUCCUGCCUGCAUGUACUGAAGCUGCCACGUACCCAGAUGUUGUUGGUGUGUGUGUUCUGCGCUCUACUGGCUAGCUCCAAAUCUCUUUUGCUGCCCAUACUGGCAGUCACUCUACUCCUGGCUGCAGGCCGGCAGGGAGUCAGCUGCAUGUUCUCUAGCUACAUCCAGACCUCCCUGCACAAGGACCUCAACAACAUUCGGCAGACCUAUCUGGAGACACCCAAUGCCUGCUUCUGGGUUGCGGAGAGUCACGGUCAGGUAGUGGGCACGGUGGCAUGUCUCCCUGCAGAACAGGUCAAUGGAUGUCUGGAACUGAAGCGGAUGUCGGUAAAACCCUCCCACAGACGGCAGGGCAUUGCCAAAGCCCUGUGUCUCACAGUGACCGACUUUGCCAGGGAACGGGGCUAUACGGCCGUGGUGCUCUACACCUCAAUUGUCCAGACUGGUGCUCAAAAACUGUAUGAGCGUGUCGGUUUCAAGAAGGUCAGAGAGUUUGUCAUUCCAGAACUGGUUGCUAGGAUCACCAGCUUCACAUUGAUUGAGUACAGGCUUGACCUGCAGCAGUCAGAAAACUGAAUGAACCUAUAUUCCAGUUUUCAAUAGAAUUGUUGCUUUAUCCCCUCAUAACUUCAAUGUAGGGCAUAAAGAACAUUGAAAACACUCUAAGUAUUGGGACAGCCAAAUCAGUAAUUGCUAUUUUUUAUGUAAUGUUUAGAUUAAAAAUUAAAAGAUGAUCAUAAGGCCAUAUUAUGGAAUCUAAGAUAAGAAACCAAAUUUACAUGUUCAUGGCUUUCAUGUGUGACACUAGCGCAACUGAAGGCAUUUAACCAAUAAAAUCAAAUUGAUAUUUUCCCCUCACUCUGCUGAGUAUACAUCCCUUUAAGAGUGAGAUGAUUCUCCUGGUGAGUCUGCAGGGGCCCUCUGCAUAGAUUUGUUAAACAGGCUUCACUGGCUUCUUUGCAAAUUUGUAUAGGAACAUAUUUUGUCCAUUUCAUGUGAUUAAAAAAACCCCACCUUUUGUGAAUAGUAACAGUAAUAUCAGGUUUCUGUGCAGGACCUUGUGUAAUUGUUGCACUGACCCAGAGCAUACAGUUGAACAUGCCUUUGGAUUAGUUUUUCUUUAUGUACUAUUGAUGCAACACUGUUCCUGUAAUUACAUUAGUCUUUGUGCUACCUCUGUUUUUACUUUAGACAUUGUCCCAGCUCUAUUUGUUUUGGAAUCUAGCUAUUUGCACAGAGAGCUUGGCACCAGUAAAAUCAUGAGAGAAUAGUGGAAAUAUGUUGCUACUGCUGAGCACUGACAUCUGCUAGACUCAGAGUGCAUGAUGAUAAAUGUUCAAAGUUAUUGUCUAUUAAGAGUGUGUUAAAGCAAAGUAAACUAUAAAGUUUUUACAUAGUUCAACAGUGAACCCAGAUUUGGGUUCAAGGAAGACCUGCAGGACAUUUGUGCUACCUUCAUACAUUUGAGAGCAUAAAAGCUCCAUAGAAGGUGAAAGGAGAGUGUUUUCUAUGCUUCUCUCUCAGUGUUGCCACAGUCUGUUCCAUUCCCUUUAGAGCAUUGCUAAGAACACGACUUGUUGUUUUAGCCACUAAUCCAUAGUACAUCUAUAGGAAGGAAGGGAAGUUUGACUCAUUUUCUAGAACCUAUUCAUUUAAAUAAAUCAGAUGUUCAAUUCAA